Messenger RNA from Setaria italica (foxtail millet), 1560 nucleotides. Its product is annotated as DIMBOA UDP-glucosyltransferase BX8. Gene Ontology annotation, molecular function: UDP-glycosyltransferase activity. The coding region runs from base 62 to 1417 and encodes 451 amino acids. The transcript is spliced from 2 exons. The record is from RefSeq and is a predicted model, not a curated record. Lineage: Eukaryota; Viridiplantae; Streptophyta; Magnoliopsida; Poales; Poaceae.
ACAUCGAGUCGAGUUCUCCCUCUCCCUCUCCCUCUCUCUCUCUCUCUCUCUCUACCUGGCCAUGACUCCAAGCGACGCUCCCGGUGGCUGCCCUCGCGUGGUCCUAUUCCCCCUCCCCUACCAGGGCCACAUCGAACCCAUGCUCCGGCUCGCAGCGGCGUUCCACGCCCGUGGCCUCGCCAUCACCGUCGUGCACACCGAGACCCGCGCGCCGGACCGCCGGAAGCUGCCCGUGGACUACGACUUCGUGUCCAUCAGGGACGGCGUCCCGCCGGAGCUCGCCGAGUCGAGCGACGUUGCGCCGUUCGUCCUCACGCUGAACAGGAGCUGCGCUGCGCCGUUCAGGGAGUACCUCGCCGGCGCGCGCGACGUCGUCUGCGUGGUCGCCGAUGUGGACUGGUUCGCGCCGCUUGGCGUUGCGAGGGAGCUCGGCGUUAAGGCGCUCCCUCUGAUGACCAGCAGCGCGGCCAAGUUCAGGAUGUACUUGGCGUUCCCGCUUCUGGAGGAGAAAGGCUAUUUGCCCAUCCGAGAGUCGAAUUUGGACACGGACGUCAAGGAGCUCCCUCCUUUGCUCGUAAGGGACUUGCAUCAUGAGAGGGACGCCACUCGGUACCGCGCCUACGCAGACCUGCUCACUCACAUGGUUGCUGGAGUACGACAGUCAUCAGGCCUCAUACUCAACACGCUAGAUGCCAUCGAGGGCACGGACAUUUCCAACAUCUACCAGGACAUCGUUGUCCCAGUGUUCGCCGUCGGCCCCCUCCACAUCCUCUCACCGUCCGUGGACAGCAGCUUGCUGCUCCAGGACCGAAGCUGCAUCGAAUGGCUGGAUGCGCAGCCACCAAGCUCCGUGAUAUACGUCAGCUUCGGGAGCUUGGUGUCCAUCGAUGCGCACGAGCUCACGGAGAUGGCCUGGGGACUGGCUGGCAGCAAGCGCUCCUUCCUGUGGGUGGUCCGCCCGAGGCUGGUGCGUGGAUGCGAGUCCAGCGAGCUUCCUGCUGAGCUGCGGGAGGAGGUACGGGGCAGAGGGCGGAUCGUGAGCUGGGCUCCGCAGCAGGAGGUGCUGAAGCACCCCGCGGUGGGGGCCUUUCUGACGCACUGCGGGUGGAACUCGACGCUGGAGAGCAUACUGGGAGGCGUGCCGAUGAUAUGCAGGCCACUGGGGGGAGACCAGCUGUGCAACGCCAGGUACGUGUGCCAAGUGUGGAAGGUUGGGGUCAGAUUGGUGGAGGUGGAGAACCAGCUGACGAGAGGGGACGUCCAGUUGGGUGUAGAGAGACUGAUGGGCCGAGAGGAAGGAGACAGGAUUAGAGAAAGGAUUAGAGAUUUGAGGGAUGCAGCAGUGAAAUGCACUUCCAAAGGUGGAUCUACCGAUGCAUCCUUGCAACGUCUAGUGGAUUUCAUUGUCUCACCGUAGUGUGUACUUUUGCAUACUUUAUGAUAUAUGUAUGAGGAUGAUAGGAACUUAAUUGUUUUUGCUCCUUGUUCGUGAGCAUCAUUCCUGUCAGAGUAAUAUUAUUGAACAUUUUAAGAUUUACAUUUUAUUUGAUUUCAAGUGAU